Molecule: messenger RNA, 2164 nt
Organism: Syngnathoides biaculeatus (alligator pipefish)
Lineage: Eukaryota; Metazoa; Chordata; Actinopteri; Syngnathiformes; Syngnathidae
Gene: sdr16c5a
Product: short chain dehydrogenase/reductase family 16C, member 5a
Exons: 7
Coding region: 298-1245 (315 amino acids)
Cellular component (GO): lipid droplet
Molecular function (GO): oxidoreductase activity, acting on the CH-OH group of donors, NAD or NADP as acceptor
Source: RefSeq, a predicted model, not a curated record
AGAUUGCUGGGAUGGGCUCCAGCGCUCACAUGACGCGGCUCAGAUAAUAGAUUGAUGAAUGGCUUUUGAUAAAGGCAAUAACAUGUCACAUAGCCUAUCUGGCGCCUCACAGAUGAACUCUCUGUACUGCACUGACGUAACAUCCUCAAUUUGCGUUUACGCACCUUGAGGCAACAUCAAUGUUUAACAGUCCGGAGGUCAACGAAUCCGACUUGACGUUCUCCGUCACUCGCCUCUAACUGCAGUACAAACCACCACGGAAUAUUUUUAUAGCUCUGAAAACUUCAAAAGCUAACAAUGAAUUUUUUUCUGGAAACCAUACAAGUCAUCCUUUUAUCCAUCUGGUACAAUCUGGAAUCCUUCAUUCACUGCUUCAUAGCCAAGAAGAGGAAGAACAUAUCUGGUGAGAUAGUUCUAAUCACAGGGGCGGGCAGUGGAAUUGGCCGUCUUAUGGCACAACAGUUUGCAACUCUGAAAACUAUUGUGGUAAUGUGGGACAUAAACCAGGAAGGCAUGAAGGAAACUGCAACAUUGGCUAAGGAGAAUGGAGCCAUUCGAGUUCACUACUAUCUUUGUGACUGUAGUGACAAAAAUGAUGUUUACAGAGUAGCUGACCAGGUAAAGCGGGAGGUGGGUGAUGUCAGCAUUUUAGUUAAUAAUGCUGGCAUUGUCACUGGAAAAAAGUUUAUGGACACUCCUGAUGCCCUAAUUGAAAAGACAAUGGAGGUCAACACAAUGGCACACUUCUGGACCUAUAAGGCCUUCCUACCUGCCAUGAUCGCAAAUAAUCAUGGCCAUCUGGUCAGCAUUGCCAGCUCUGCAGGACUCAUCGGAGUCAAUGGAUUGGCAGACUACUGUGCCAGCAAGUUUGCAGCAGUAGGUUUUGCAGAAUCAGUGGGUUUGGAACUCCUGGUGAGUGGAAAAGAUGGCGUCAAGACCACCAUUGUUUGCCCAUACUUCAUUAAUACUGGAAUGUUCGAUGGAUGUCAAACUAAAUGGCCAAGACUGCUCCCAAUCCUUGAUCCAGGUUAUGUUGCCAAGAAGAUUACCGAGGCUAUCCUUACAGACCAAGUGUUUCUUCUGAUCCCAAAGAACAUAUACAUAAUUGCUGCCCUUAAGAAUAUACUUCCGAUGAAGCAGGGUAUUCUGCUCGGUCACUACUUGGGAGCCUUCAACCUGAUGGAUUCAUUCAGGGGAAAAAAAACAGAAAAAAGAACAAAGGACGGAGGGAGAAAAGUGAAGUGAAUGAUGGCAGAAAUUAAAGUAGACUUGGAAUCAUGAAGUCCUACAUUUUGGAUGUAGUGGUUCAAUUUAGGUCUUGUUUUUUUUUUCUACAGUGUAUAUUCUAUACAUUCAACCACUUGGUCAUAAUCUAGGUUUUACGAUUUGAUUUCUAUUAUGUUUGAUUACCCAGCCAGCCAUCCAUUUUUCAAACCGCUAAUCCUCACUAUGGUCAUGGCCAUGUUGGAGCCUAUCCAAGCUAUCUUUGAGAUUCAGUGUACACUGUACACACUGGUCACCAGCCAAUCGCAGGGCACAUAUAAACAAAUUACCAUUCGCAGUCACAUUCACACCUCUGGACAAUUUAAUUUUGAAUUAACCUACCAUGCAUGUGUUGGGGAUCUGGGAGGAAACCCAUGACACUGAGAAAACAUGCAAAGGCUGGAUUUGAGCUCAGGUCCAAAGAACUGUGACACUAUCAGGGAUUGCUGACCCGUAAUCUACCAUACUGUCAAGUUUGAUUAUAUAACUUCAAUAUAAACAUAAUUUUUAUUGUAUGAUGGAAAUUUGUUUUUGAUGGUAUGUUAAAUGUCCAUAGUCACAGAUUGUUCAGAUUCAACAAGGCCCACAUCAUGUAAUGUAAUUCAUUUCAUCACAUUCAUCACAUUUAUUGUUCAUCUAACUGUUCCUUUUCAUUUCCAUCAAUUUGUCUUUGUCAUUGUUCAUUGUGGUCAUUUUGAAAAGAGAGGUAGUGAAAUCAUACUGUUCGUUGUGUUCUUUGACUAAGGAAAUGCCACGUUACAACUGCCUCCAGUAAUUCCCUCGUGUCAGUAAAAUGCAAAUCAGAAAUAUAUCCAUACUACUAUUCAUGAAUUUAUCCCCGUUAAGUGAAUAUAAAGAUUUUAAAAAUAACGGUCUGUUAAAAUAAAUCUGUGCUGUUCAA